This is a messenger RNA of Notolabrus celidotus (New Zealand spotty), 1959 nucleotides long. Its product is annotated as leukotriene B4 receptor 1-like. Gene Ontology annotation, molecular function: leukotriene receptor activity. The coding region runs from base 76 to 1266 and encodes 396 amino acids. Gene Ontology annotation, cellular component: membrane. The transcript is spliced from 4 exons. The record is from RefSeq and is a predicted model, not a curated record. NCBI's taxonomy places the organism in Eukaryota, Metazoa, Chordata, Actinopteri, Labriformes, Labridae. Gene Ontology annotation, biological process: G protein-coupled receptor signaling pathway.
AAUAGGGUAUUGAUUUGCAUACCUAAUGAUACCUCACAUUUUACGCAGGAAGGUUUUAGAUUCUGGUAUCAGCACAUGAAAAACUCAAGAAAUAAAUGUGCCGAGUCACUCACCAUUCUCUCUUUUGCAGGUAACAAAAUGGCCCAGAGGAUUGAUAUCCCCAUGGCAAACACCACCACCAAACCUAGCCUUCUCAAUGAGACCAUUGUGGAUAGCACAAUAGGCACUACUAUGGGCGCCCUCAUCCUGAGCCUCACCUUUCUCUUGGGCUUCCCAGGAAACCUCUUCAUCAUCUGGAGCAUACUGGCACGAGCUCGAAAGCAAUCCGUGACCACCCUUCUGAUCCUCAAUCUCGCCAUCGCUGAUGGCUCCCUGAUGGCUCUCACCCCGUUCUUCAUUGUCUACCUGGUUAUGAAGAACUGGGUGUUUGGAAAUGUGAUGUGCAAGGUCCUCUUCUACCUGUGUCUGGUCAACAUGUACGCCUCCAUCCAGCUGAUCACACUCAUGAGUUUAUACCGUCUGGUGGCGAUACUGUGGCCGCAGCGUGUCACUUCAUUCACCGGCAGGAAGACGGUGCUACGGGUGCUAGCUGUGGUGUGGGUGCUGGUGAUGGUUGCCUCCAUUCCUGCAAUGAUCUUCAGGGACGUGAAGGUCUCGCGAAGUAGUGCUACGACUACUAUUUCAGUGUGUAAUGCAUUCCACUCUCAAGACAGCUAUGCCGUCCUCCAGUACACCAUGGAGCUCGUGUUGGGCUUUCUAAUUCCCUACAGCGUCAUUGUGAUCAGCUAUAUCCGCAUCUUACGGCGGAUCCGAAUGACCAAGUUUGGACGACGCAUUCGAAGUGAGAAGCUCAUCUUGGCCAUCGUGUUGACCUUCUGCCUCUUUUGGUUGCCCUACCACAUCGUCAACGUGGUGAAAGUUACGUGGGCUCUCUGUCCAGAAGGUCCAGUAAGAAACAUGUUGGAUAAAAUAUGGCACAGUAGCCGUGCUGUCACCUCAUCCAUAGCCUUCAUCAGCAGCUGUGCAAACCCAGUGCUCUACUUCUUCGCUGGAAAGUCCUACAUCAGACGGGAAGGACUGGCGUUCAUGGCCCGCUUGUUUGAGGGCACAGCACUGGACUCUGCCUCCAGGAAGAUCCGACAGAACAGCCAGAAUUGCAGUCGUGACAAAGAGAAAGAAGCAGAUGCAGUUAUGCUUAAGGACAAAGAAGCAGACUCUGUUACCAACUCGAGCUCAAAUGUUAAACCAGUGAAGAACGGAAAGUAGGACUUUGUUCUGGACCUGGAUCUGGUCUGGGAAAGAUGAAAAGUGUACUACAAAGGCCUUAAAAUCUCCAUCCAGUCUUACAAAAUUUCUAAAUAUGGAACAAAGUGGAGGGUUUAUCCUUCACAGCUGGUUCCUGAUUCAGCAUCUGCGUAAAGUGAAGCUUGCCGCCAAAUGCAAACUAAAGUGAUAGAUUUGUGUUUGAGUCUGCUCAACAACAUUUUUCUGUAUAUUGGAUGAGACACGGGCCUUGUUCUGCUCCAAACUAUUUCUCAAAGAAAGACUGUGGAGUGUUACACACAACCAUGGACGCUGCCAGGGAUUUGGGGACACAAAGAAGACCCCACAACUUCACUGCUGCAAUCAUUCACAUAUUUUGUUCCUUCCCUACACACCCUGUCCGGGACACUUAUUCCCCUUAAGACCCUGUUUGAUCCAUCCCUCUAGAAGAGGUGGUGCCAUGAGUUUACUGUACGUGUUUAUGGAUGAGAGCGGUCAAACGUCACUUCCCAAUCGCAAAAGUGACCACACCCCCUUUGGGUUGAAACAAGCGCUACAAAAAUACUGGCAGGUGAUAAGAACAAUGACUGAACGCUGUUGCGUGGCAUUUUGUACUUCGAAAUAAAAUAGUCUAUUCACAUUAUUAAAUGAAUGGUAAAAGAAGGGUGUGUAGUUCUACAGGGAUAAAGGAGGUAA